AUGAAAAUGCCUGUGUAUGCUCAGAAAGGUGAUGGUUCGUUCAUGCUGGUAAAUGCGUCGGGGAGAUCUGAGGGGCAGAGAGCCCACCUGCUGUUACCCCAACUUAAAGAAAAUGACACACACUGCAUCGAUUUUCACUAUUUUGUAUCCAGCAGGAGUAAUUCUGCUCCUGGGUUACUCAAUGUCUACGUGAAGGUCAAUAACGGGCCUUUGGGGAAUCCCAUCUGGAAUAUCUCUGGAGACCCUACACGCACAUGGAACUGGGCAGAACUGGCCAUUAGUACCUUCUGGCCUAAUUUUUAUCAGGUGAUUUUUGAAGUGAUAACUUCUGGACACCAAGGCUACCUCGCUAUAGAUGAAGUGAAGGUGUUAGGACAUCCAUGUACCAGAACCCCCCACUUCCUGCGGAUUCAGAACGUGGAAGUCAAUGCCGGCCAGUUUGCCACUUUCCAGUGCAGUGCCAUCGGCAGGACCGUGGCAGGAGACAGGCUCUGGUUACAGGGCAUUGAUGUACGAGACGCUCCUCUGAAGGAAAUCAGGGUGACCAGCUCACGAAGAUUCAUAGCUUCCUUUAAUGUCGUGAACACAACAAAACGCGAUGCCGGAAAGUACCGCUGCGUGAUUCGCACAGAAGGAGGUGUCGGGAUAUCAAACUAUGCAGAGUUGGUAGUUAAAGAGCCCCCUGUUCCCAUCGCCCCACCUCAGCUUGCUUCCGUGGGCGCGACCUACCUGUGGAUACAGCUCAAUGCCAACUCCAUCAAUGGGGACGGGCCUAUUGUUGCCCGGGAGGUAGAGUACUGCACAGCCAGUGGAAGCUGGAAUGACAGGCAGCCAGUGGAUUCCACGAGUUAUAAAAUUGGACACCUUGACCCAGAUACUGAAUACGAGAUUAGUGUACUCCUCACCAGACCUGGGGAGGGCGGCACCGGGUCUCCUGGGCCAGCUCUCAGGACAAGAACAAAGUGUGCCGAUCCCAUGCGUGGCCCAAGGAAACUAGAAGUAGUGGAAGUGAAAUCCCGACAAAUCACCAUCCGCUGGGAGCCAUUUGGCUACAAUGUAACUCGUUGCCAUAGUUAUAACCUCACCGUGCACUACUGUUACCAAGUUGGAGGACAAGAGCAAGUUCGAGAAGAAGUCAGCUGGGAUACAGACAACUCCCACCCUCAACACACAAUCACUAACCUGUCACCAUACACCAAUGUCAGCGUGAAACUCAUCCUCAUGAAUCCCGAGGGACGGAAGGAAAGUCAGGAAAUCAUAGUGCAGACAGAUGAAGAUCUCCCAGGGGCCGUUCCUACUGAAUCCAUCCAAGGAAGUACCUUUGAAGAGAAGAUAUUUCUUCAGUGGAGAGAACCAACUCAAACGUAUGGUGUAAUCACUUUAUAUGAGAUCACCUACAAAGCAGUCAGUUCCUUUGACCCAGAAAUAGAUUUAUCCAAUCAAAGUGGAAGAGUUUCAAAACUGGGAAAUGAAACCCAUUUUCUGUUUUUUGGACUGUAUCCGGGGACCACAUACUCCUUUACCAUCCGAGCAAGCACAGCUAAAGGCUUUGGGCCUCCAGCAACAAACCAGUUCACCACCAAAAUAUCAGCACCCUCUAUGCCAGCAUAUGAACUUGAGACACCUUUGAAUCAAACUGACAAUACAGUGACAGUCAUGCUGAAACCGGCACAAAGCAGAGGUGCACCUGUCAGUGUCUAUCAAAUAGUUGUUGAGGAAGAACGUCCUCGAAGAACUAAAAAGACAACAGAAAUCUUAAAGUGCUACCCAGUACCAAUUCACUUCCAGAAUGCUUCAAUCCUGAACUCACAGUACUACUUUGCUGCAGAGUUUCCGGCAGACAGCCUCCAAGCUGCGCAGCCUUUUACUAUUGGUGAUAAUAAGACGUACAGUGGCUACUGGAACACUCCGCUUCUCCCCCAUAAAAGUUACAGAAUUUAUUUUCAAGCUGCUAGUAGAGCCAAUGGGGAAACCAAAAUAGACUGUGUCCGAGUGGCCACAAAAGGAGCUACCACUCCAAAGCCAGUCCCAGAACCCGAGAAGCAGACAGACCAUACAGUUAAAAUCGCUGGAGUCAUCGCGGGCAUCUUGCUGUUCGUCAUUAUAUUUCUCGGCGUUGUGUUGGUAAUGAAGAAAAGGAAACUGGCCAAGAAGCGGAAGGAGACUCUGAGCAGCACCCGGCAGGAGAUGACCGUGAUGGUGAACUCCAUGGACAAGAGCUAUGCUGAGCAGGGCACGAACUGCGAUGAGGCCUUCUCAUUCAUGGACACACACAAUCUGAAUGGGAGAUCUGUGUCUUCACCAUCAUCCUUUACAAUGAAGACCAAUACACUGAGCACGUCGGUGCCUAAUUCCUACUACCCAGAUGAAACCCACACAAUGGCCAGCGAUACCAGUAGCUUGGUGCAGUCCCACACUUACAAGAAGCGUGAGGCAGCUGACGUGCCCUACCAGACCGGGCAGCUUCACCCCGCCAUCCGAGUGGCAGACCUCCUGCAACACAUCACACAGAUGAAGUGUGCCGAGGGUUACGGCUUCAAGGAGGAAUAUGAGAGCUUCUUUGAAGGACAGUCUGCACCCUGGGACUCGGCUAAGAAAGAUGAGAACAGAAUGAAGAACAGAUAUGGGAAUAUCAUCGCAUAUGAUCAUUCCCGGGUGAGGCUGCAGACAAUAGAAGGGGACGUUAACUCAGACUAUAUCAAUGGAAAUUAUAUCGAUGGUUACCAUCGGCCCAAUCAUUAUAUUGCUACCCAAGGGCCAAUGCAAGAAACCAUCUAUGACUUCUGGAGGAUGGUGUGGCAUGAAAACACUGCAAGCAUCAUCAUGGUGACCAACCUUGUGGAGGUGGGAAGGGUCAAAUGCUGCAAAUACUGGCCAGAUGACACAGAGAUAUAUAAAGACAUUAAAGUUACCCUAAUAGAAACUGAACUACUGGCAGAAUAUGUGAUAAGAACAUUUGCUGUUGAAAAGAGAGGUGUUCAUGAAAUCCGAGAGAUCAGACAGUUUCACUUCACUGGCUGGCCGGAUCAUGGGGUCCCCUACCAUGCCACUGGCCUGCUGGGAUUUGUCCGGCAGGUCAAAUCCAAGAGCCCGCCCAAUGCAGGCCCGUUGGUGGUGCACUGCAGUGCUGGUGCCGGGAGGACCGGCUGCUUCAUCGUCAUCGAUAUCAUGCUGGACAUGGCUGAAAGGGAAGGGGUGGUAGACAUCUACAACUGCGUCCGGGAGCUGCGGUCCCGGAGGGUGAACAUGGUGCAGACGGAGGAGCAAUAUGUGUUCAUCCACGAUGCCAUCCUGGAAGCCUGCCUCUGUGGAGAUACCUCUGUCCCCGCUUCCCAAGUCAGGUCUCUGUAUUACGACAUGAACAAACUGGAUCCGCAGACGAAUUCGAGUCAGAUUAAAGAGGAAUUCCGGACCUUAAACAUGGUGACGCCGACGCUGCGUGUGGAAGACUGCAGCAUCGCGCUUUUGCCCCGGAACCACGAGAAAAACCGGUGCAUGGACAUCCUGCCCCCGGACCGCUGCCUGCCUUUCCUCAUCACCAUCGACGGCGAGAGCAGCAACUAUAUCAACGCUGCCCUGAUGGACAGCUAUAAACAGCCUUCAGCUUUCAUAGUUACCCAGCAUCCUUUGCCAAACACAGUCAAAGACUUUUGGAGACUGGUCCUGGAUUAUCACUGCACAUCUGUAGUUAUGCUAAAUGAUGUGGAUCCUGCCCAGUUGUGUCCACAGUACUGGCCAGAGAAUGGAGUACACAGACAUGGCCCCAUCCAAGUGGAGUUUGUGUCUGCAGAUUUGGAAGAGGACAUCAUCAGUAGGAUAUUCCGUAUUUAUAACGCAGCCAGGCCCCAAGAUGGAUAUCGGAUGGUGCAGCAAUUCCAGUUCCUGGGCUGGCCGAUGUACAGGGACACACCAGUGUCGAAGCGCUCCUUCCUGAAGCUAAUUCGCCAAGUGGACAAGUGGCAGGAGGAAUACAACGGUGGUGAAGGCCGCACCGUGGUGCACUGCUUGAACGGAGGAGGCCGCAGUGGGACGUUCUGUGCCAUCAGCAUCGUGUGUGAGAUGCUCCGGCACCAGAGGACUGUGGACGUGUUCCAUGCCGUGAAGACACUGAGGAACAACAAGCCCAACAUGGUGGACCUCCUGGAUCAGUACAAGUUCUGCUACGAAGUGGCCCUGGAAUACUUGAAUUCAGGCUGACAGCAUCAAUAGUGACACAGACAAACCCUUUCAUACCACAAAGCCAAGAUGGUCCCUGGCGUUUGUGCAGAAGAGAUGAAGACUUCUCAAUAUGCUUAUUUUGCUUUGCAUAAUUGGCUCUUUUUAAGAGCCCAAGAAAGUAUUUAUAAAACUGCUUGCACUGCCCAGUUCCCAUAAUGCUGCUUCCUGACAGAGACACGCACACAGCCGCCAAACACUGUCCUCCCUGCCACCCGUUAGAGCAGCGUAGACAUCUGGCAAACUGAAGAGCACAAUUAUAUUCUUAUGAAGGAAUUUGUACCUUUGGGGUAUUAUUUUGUGGCCCGUGAUCCUUUGUUACUGUUCCAGCCGAGUGUAUGUUUUUGUUCUAUGGAGAAUGCUACCUGGCAUUAUGAUAAUAUAUUAUUUUAGGUAUUUGUAUUUUAACAUGUCGCAUAAUAUAUGCUUCUGUAGCUUUCCAGGACUAACGGAUAAAUGUGUAAUGAACAGAUAAGUCGUAUGAGUUACUGUUUCUAUCAGAUUUGUAUUGUUUCCAAAGGAAAAGCUCGAGAGGACUCACUUCAAAAAUGCAAAACUCAACGAUGAGAUUCAUGGAUCCAAAGCUUUUCCAUGUGUUUAUAUUGUAAAUAUUUUUGAUUUCAUCAAAUUAUUUAUUCAUUAAAAAAGAAAUUUUUGUGAAGCA
Molecule: messenger RNA, 4879 nt
Organism: Otolemur garnettii (small-eared galago)
Lineage: Eukaryota; Metazoa; Chordata; Mammalia; Primates; Galagidae
Gene: PTPRM
Product: protein tyrosine phosphatase, receptor type M
Exons: 30
Coding region: 1-4197 (1398 amino acids)
Biological process (GO): protein dephosphorylation
Cellular component (GO): membrane
Molecular function (GO): protein binding; protein tyrosine phosphatase activity
Source: RefSeq, a predicted model, not a curated record